Molecule: messenger RNA, 951 nt
Organism: Vittaforma corneae ATCC 50505
Lineage: Eukaryota; Fungi; Microsporidia; Nosematidae
Exons: 1
Coding region: 1-951 (316 amino acids)
Source: RefSeq, a predicted model, not a curated record
AUGUCUACUUUAGCCACUACAGAUAGCUUCUUAGUUGAUAUCGAGCUCGGUACACAGAAUGCAACUGCUAAACAAGUAAGCAUUGUUGGAAGACUCAAACGAGCCAAACGAGCAAGUUUCAUUGGACAACUCAGGCACAUUCUCAGUACUUCAUAUGCUGUGAUCAAGAAAGCACUGGCCAGUGAGUUUACAAAAUACCUAGCUCUGCAGAUGAUUAUUUUUGGAUCUGCACUUGCAUACCACUGCAUUGGGUUGUGGUGGUUCUACCCAGAGAAUACCAAGAUAGUAGUAAACACAGCCACGCCCACUACUUUCUGCUUUGUAGAUGUGGACUAUUGGUUAGAAAUGAUCUUGUACAUUGCUAUUGGGUAUGGCACUGUUUUAGUACAACCGAUAGUGUUAUUUUCUCUUGGGGUCCUGGAUGUGGCAUUUGAGUACAUACCUGAUCACUAUAAAGUUUCGCAUACAUAUUCGAAAAGAAAAAGGAUUUUCUGGGGAGUGUUGGGUUUAUUGUUGUUAGUAACAUAUGCUGUAGCAACCAAAUUAUUUUUCAUUAUAGGUGGUGUUGCUAUUGGCGCUAUAAUCUCAUACGGCCUUGUCAAGCUUGUUUCCUUCAUCACCUCAAAGGUAUCAACAACUCGUCUUAUAAUUUUUGGCAACUGUCUCGUCGCUGCAGUGGCUCUCUUGCGAGCAUAUUAUACACCCUAUCUUCUGGGAGGUACUCCCAUUACUGAAUACUUCCAAAGGAAUAGAACGGACAUUUCUCAGUAUGAGAAGUUUUUUGCCGAUCUCGAUGUUGACAUUUCAAGGGUGUUUGUUGUAGGUGGUAUGUAUUCCGAUAAUGCAGCCAGCAAUGCUAUUCCAUUCAAGUCCAUGAUGAGCAUUGUAAUUGGCGAGGGCACUAUCCAGAACAACAGCUUUGAAGCAGUCAAAGCUAUACUGUUGCACUAG